Messenger RNA from Dama dama (fallow deer), 4459 nucleotides. RefSeq names its product sarcolemma associated protein (gene SLMAP). Bases 8 to 2542 code for a protein of 844 amino acids. Gene Ontology annotation, molecular function: protein binding. The record is from RefSeq and is a predicted model, not a curated record. The transcript has 24 exons. Gene Ontology annotation, biological process: protein localization to plasma membrane; regulation of voltage-gated sodium channel activity; regulation of membrane depolarization during cardiac muscle cell action potential. NCBI's taxonomy places the organism in Eukaryota, Metazoa, Chordata, Mammalia, Artiodactyla, Cervidae.
GUCCUCGAUGCCGUCAGCCUUGGCCAUCUUCACUUGCCGCCCGAACUCACACCCGUUUCAGGAGCGUCAUGUCUACCUGGACGAGCCCAUUAAAAUUGGCCGCUCCGUGGCCCGCUGUCGACCAGCGCAAAAUAAUGCUACCUUUGAUUGCAAAGUGCUGUCCAGGAACCAUGCUCUCGUCUGGUUUGAUCACAAGACGGGCAAGUUUUAUCUUCAAGACACUAAAAGUAGUAAUGGUACCUUUAUAAAUAGCCAGAGAUUGAGUCGAGGCUCUGAAGAAAGUCCACCAUGUGAAAUUCUUUCCGGUGACAUUAUCCAGUUUGGGGUAGAUGUGACGGAGAACACACGGAAAGGUACGGUUACCCAUGGGUGUAUUGUUUCCACAAUAAAACUUUUUCUACCCGAUGGUAUGGAAGCCCGGCUCCGCUCAGAUGUCAUCCAUGCUCCAUUACCAAGUCCUGUUGACAAAGUUGCUGCUAACACUCCAAGUAUGUACUCUCAGGAACUAUUCCAGCUUUCUCAGUAUCUUCAGGAGGCCUUACAUCGGGAACAGAUGUUGGAACAGAAGUUAGCCACGCUACAGAGGCUGCUAGCCAUUACCCAAGAGGCUUCAGAUACCAGUUGGCAGGCUUUAAUAGAUGAAGAUAGACUCUUAUCACGGUUAGAGGUUAUGGGAAACCAGUUGCAAGCAUGCUCCAAAAAUCAAACAGAAGAUAGUUUACGGAAGGAACUUAUAGCAUUACAGGAGGAUAAACACAACUAUGAGACUACAGCCAAAGAGUCCCUGAGGCGGGUUCUUCAGGAGAAAAUUGAUGUGGUUAGAAAACUUUCAGAAGUUGAGCGAAGUCUUAGUAAUACUGAAGAUGAAUGUACCCAUCUGAAAGAAAUGAAUGAACGGACUCAGGAAGAAUUAAGAGAAUUAGCCAAUAAAUAUAAUGGAGCAGUUAAUGAGAUUAAAGAUUUAUCUGAUAAAUUAAAGAUAGCAGAGGGAAAACAAGAAGAAAUCCAACAGAAGGGACAAGCUGAGAAAAAAGAAUUACAACAUAAGAUAGAUGAAAUGGAAGAAAAAGAACAGGAACUUCAGGCAAAAAUAGAAGCUUUGCAAGCUGAUAAUGACUUUACCAAUGAAAGGCUAACAGCUUUACAAGUACGGUUAGAACAUCUUCAAGAGAAAACUCUUAAAGAAUGCAGCAGCUUAGGGAUACAAGUUGAUGACUUCUUACCUAAAAUAAAUGGGAGCACAGAAAAAGAGCACUUGCUUUCAAAGAGUGGCGGGGACUGCACUUUUAUUCAUCAGUUCAUAGAAUGCCAAAAGAAGCUGAUCGUCGAGGGGCACCUAACCAAAGUAGUAGAAGAGACAAAGCUUUCAAAAGAAAACCAGGCAAGAGCGAAGGAAUCCGACUUGUCAGACACUCUGAGUCCAAGCAAGGAGAAAAGUAGUGACGACACUACAGAUGCCCAAAUGGAUGAUCAAGACCUAAAUGAACCCCUUGCUAAAGUGUCCCUAUUAAAAGAUGACUUGCAGGGUGCACAGUCAGAAAUUGAGGCAAAACAAGAAAUUCAGCAUCUUCGCAAGGAGUUGAUUGAAGCCCAGGAACUAGCUAGAGCAAGUAAACAAAAAUGCUUUGAACUUCAAGCUCUUUUGGAAGAAGAAAGAAAAGCCUAUCGAAAUCAAGUUGAGGAAUCCAGUAAACAAAUACAGGUUCUUCAAGCCCAACUACAGAGGUUACACAUCAAUAUUGAGAAUCUCCGGGAGGAGAAGGAUAGUGAAAUCGCAAGUACUCGAGAUGAAUUGCUUAGUGCCCGAGAUGAAAUUUUACUCCUUCAUCAAGCAGCAGAAAAGGCUGCCUCUGAGCGGGACACUGACAUUGCUUCUUUACAAGAAGAGCUUAAGAAAGUGCGAGCUGAGCUUGAGCGGUGGCGGAAAGCAGCAUCUGAAUAUGAGAAAGAAAUCAUGAGUUUGCAAAAUAGCUUUCAGCUUCGGUGUCAACAAUGCGAGGACCAGCAGAGGGAAGAAGCAACCAGGCUACAAGGUGAACUAGAGAAGUUAAGAAAGGAAUGGAAUGUAUUGGAUACCGAAUGCCGUUCUCUAAAAAAGGAAAAUGUUUUGCUAUCUUCAGAACUGCAGCGGCAAGAAAAAGAAUUGCACAAUUCGCAGAAGCAGAGUUUAGAGCUUACCAGUGAUCUCAGCAUCCUGCAGGUGACCAGGAAAGAGCUUGAAAAUCAAGUGGGAUCCUUAAAAGAACAGCAUCUUCGGGAUUCAGCUGAUUUAAAAACUCUUCUCAGUAAGGCUGAAAACCAAGCAAAGGAUGUACAGAAAGAGUAUGAAAAGACACAGACUGUACUCUCAGAACUGAAGUUGAAGUUUGAAAUGACUGAGCAGGAAAAACAGUCAAUCACAGAUGAGCUCAAACAAUGUAAAGACAACCUGAAGCUGCUCCGAGAGAAAGGAAAUAAUCCUUCCAUAUUACAACCCGUCCCAGCCGUAUUCAUCGGCCUAUUCCUGGCUUUCCUGUUUUGGUGUUUCGGUCCAUUGUGGUAGAGAAAGAAACCCUGGCCCUGGAUGCCCAUGUUGGCUGCCCUGGUUGCGGUGACAGCCAUCGUGCUGUACGUGCCAGGUCUGGCCAGAGCUUCUCCAUGAGAGCGUUUCUUGAGUCCGUACACCGUCCUCCCUCUAGAAGCUGGCACCACACUCAUGCUGGGGACAAACAGAACCAUUUUCUUCCUUUUUACCUCUUAGAACAGCAGAAGUGCAAGAAUACAGCUGUAGGGUCAUUGCUUUAAAGUAUAUAAAAUGUAUCUGUCUAUAAAGAGGAUAUAAAAUUGUGACUCUUCUACUGUAAGCAAUAAUUUGCUUGCAAUUUUUCAUGUAAUUUUUAAAUGAGUAUGUUUAAAUUCUGAAUAUUACGGUGGCCUAAAGUAGGCUUCUUGGUACACCAAAUUAUUUAUAACAUUAAAUUUAUGGGUAUUUUACUCUGAAUUCUAAUGGCCAGGUAAUUCUUUCUUUUUUUUUUUUUCCUUUCUGUUUUUGAUUCGAUAACUACCCAAACCAAACAACUGAUACAUACAUGGGAAGAGAGGCCCUGUGUGCUCAGUGCCUAUCAGUUUGAAAUAUAUACACAUAUAUAUAUAUUUUUUACAUAUUUACGCCAUUUUUACUUGUUAUAAAACCACUGAGCUAUUGGGAACAAGACUUAGAUACAACUCUUUGUGUGGAUUCUUUUUUUUUUUUUUUUUAAGGAGAAAUACACUUGGAAAAUCACUCUGUUCUAGUGAUGAUUUGGGGAAUAUGUGCACACUUGUUCAGCCUUAAUGUGACUUGAUGAUGUGGAGGACAUCAACUUUGAAAAACUUUCCAUGAGAGUGCGUAUUUUCUUGAGCAAACUGAAAUAUUUCUGGGAGCAAAAACAUAGUAAUUAUACAGUUUCAGUGCAGUAAACCAAACUGUUGAGUCAAUUGGAAUGUAAUUUAUUAAACCUCCUGUAUUUAAAGAGAUAUUUUUCUUUAAAAGCCAAGUUACUUUCUCAUAUACAGCAUUUUAGGAAGCAUGAUUUUUUUUUUUCAUAUCAUCUCUUCCUCCAAGCAUGUUUAAUUGAAGAAAGAAUUAAUAUCUCUUUAGAUAAGCUUUUACUGACUUAAUUUGGUUAUGAUAUUUCAAAGCUAAUUUGUGUUCAAGGUGAGCUGUUUUACCUACCAACAGAUUUCCUGGUUGGGUAUAUAAAUGGUGAUUUUCUUCUUAUGGUUGUUAACUGGGACAUUCUGUUAAUGAGAAGCACUAUCCCCAAGAUGAAUAGUAUUCCAUGCACAGUGAAGCACCUAAGCACUGCUUGAUGUUGCAAAUUUAAAACACGGAAGUGAAGGUUUAGCUUUGGUUUUUGUACGGCACCACAGUUAUGUCAAUAAAGAUUAUUUAGGUCAUAGAAUAUCCUGAAGUAUCACAUAGUUAAAAUUUUUCAGUCAAUGAAAACUGGGAGGGAAUGUCAGUGAACUGGCUUGAAUGUUCUGUGGCAGUCCACAGGCCUGGCCAAAUAUUGAAGUAGAGUUUAGGAUAUAAUUUGCCUUGUGAUGUUUGGCAGUCAUUGUCUAUACUUUAAAGGUUAUAUUUUAAGCUCUUUGGGAUUUGCUGUUGGAAGGAUCACUAGACUUAUGGAGGAAUUAGUCACAAAUUGACUUGUAGAAAAUACUGUCAUGUAGUUCAUUUCAUCUUUUUCUGUUGCAGGAAGCCACUCCACCACAGAAUGCUAAUAUGCCAGUGGUACCCAGUACCUCUUGUAUAUAGGUUAUUGCAAAUAUUGUUCUGAAAUGCUUAACUUCAGAAUUACAUUUUUUAAAGUAAAUAAUUGUUUAAAUCUAUUUUGUAAAGAUAUAAAGUACAAUAGAAUUUCUGGAGUACAGAUUAAACUAUUUGCACUAACACACGUGAUGUGCAUGAUUUAAUAAAAUAACUUUACUCUCCCUA